UCAUCAACCAAUCCAUAUUCUUCUCCAAUUGCAAAAUUUCCCACAUGUUGGCUCGCCUCAAUUUCUCCCCCAACCCCCCACCUCAACCAUCCGCGAUGCAACACGCCUCCAAUUCCCAAUCCCAGCCUCUAACGUCCCGCCGCGUUGCCGUCAUAGGGGCCGGCGCCGGUGGCCUCGUCAGCGCCCGCGAGCUCGGCCGCGAGGGUCACAGUGUCGUCGUAUUCGAACGGAGCAGUCAAAUCGGAGGAACCUGGGUUUAUUCGCCGGAAAUUGAAUCCGACCCACUUGGAGUUGACCCAAAUCGGACCCGAAUCCAUAGCAGCCUCUACAAAUCUCUACGCACAAAUCUCCCCAGAGAACUCAUGGGGGUUCGCGAUUACCCGUUUGUGCCCAGAGAAGGGGAAGGUCGGGACCCGAGGCGAUUUCCGAGUCAUCUAGAGGUUUUGAAGUAUUUGGAAGAUUUCGCGAAUGAAUUUGGGAUUUGUGAAUUGGUGAGGUUUGGAACUGAGGUGGUUUCUGCUGGGUUGGUGGAGGUUGGGAAAUGGAGGGUUCGAUUUAGAUGUGAAGGUGGGGAUGUUGAUGAUGAGAUGUUUGAUGCUGUGGUUGUUUGUGUUGGGAAUUAUUCACAGCCUCGAGUGGCAGAGAUUCCUGGGAUUGAUGAAUGGCCUGGGGAGCAAAUUCAUAGUCAUAAUUAUCGUGAUCCCGAACCAUUUCGGGGUAAGGUUGUUAUCUUGAUAGGUUUCUCUUCAAGUGGCACGGACAUAUCUCAGGAGCUCCUUGUGGUUGCCAAAGAAAUUCAUAUUGCUUGCAGAUCAGCUAAAACAGGGUUUUUGCUUGCAGAAUCAGUUAUUAGUAAAGUGUCAUUCCACCCAAUGAUCAAAAGUGUCCGUAAAGACGGGACGGUGGUUUUUGAAGACGGGUGCGUCGUCUCGGCUGAUGUUAUUCUGCACUGCACUGGGUACAAGUAUCAUUUCCCUUUUCUUAAAACAAAUGGCAUUGUUACUGUGGACGACAACCGUGUCGGGCCUCUAUACAAGCAUGUCUUCCCACCAGCCUUGGCCCCGGGACUUUCGUUUGUCGGGUUACCAUUUAAGGUUGUUCCUUUGCCCAUGUUUGAGCUUCAAAGCAAUUGGGUUGCUGGUGUUUUAUCAAAAAGGAUUGCACUUCCAUUGAAAGAGGAGAUGUUGGCAGAUGUUAAGGCUUUUUAUGAAGAUCUUGAAGCUAAUGGCAAGCCUAAGCAUCGGACCCAUGAGAUGAGUGAUUGUAUGGUUGAGUACUUUAACUGGCUUGCUGCAACAUGUGGCUGUCCAGCCUAUGAAGAAUGGAGAAAGGGAAUGUACGAUUACACUCACGUUAACAAAAGGGCUAAUCUCGGAUCGUACCGUGAUGAUUGGCAUGACGACAAGUUGAUUCAUCAAGCUUACGAGGAGUUUAGGAAGUAUACUACAAAUGGAAGAAGUGAAGACCCAGCACAUUUGAAUGUUUGAUGAGAUUGGUUUGGGUCUUACAAAUGAUAUCAGCUUAUAGCACAUCGUUGAAUUGUAUAUUUUUGUUGUCUGUAAUAAAUGUCUUAUUUGCUAUGUAAUAUCUUAUUUGAUAUGUAAUAAAUGUGUUAUUUACCGAGUAUUGUUAAAA
Cucurbita pepo subsp. pepo (vegetable marrow) is the source of this 1635-nucleotide messenger RNA. RefSeq names its product flavin-containing monooxygenase FMO GS-OX-like 3. The record is from RefSeq and is a predicted model, not a curated record. Gene Ontology annotation, molecular function: N,N-dimethylaniline monooxygenase activity; flavin adenine dinucleotide binding; NADP binding. Lineage: Eukaryota; Viridiplantae; Streptophyta; Magnoliopsida; Cucurbitales; Cucurbitaceae.